Messenger RNA from Episyrphus balteatus (marmalade hoverfly), 2782 nucleotides. RefSeq lists its product as uncharacterized. The transcript has 10 exons. Bases 147 to 2618 code for a protein of 823 amino acids. Lineage: Eukaryota; Metazoa; Arthropoda; Insecta; Diptera; Syrphidae. The record is from RefSeq and is a predicted model, not a curated record.
AAUUUCAAAAAAACUUUUGCAUUUCACAUUUCUCCUGCAAAAAAUAGAAAAACCCACAAAAUUACAUUGAAAUUUGCAUGUUUUCAAUAAAAAUAUAUUUUAUCAAUUUAAGUGCAUGAAUUUUUGUUAAAAAUAAGUUAUCAAUUAUGUCAAAAUCAUCAAUGGAUGUAACAAUUUCGUAUGUACGCGAUUUCAGUCAACAAGCUGAAAAUUACAAACAUUUUAAACUUGAAGAACAUUUAAUUUUACUCAAUCGAAGUGCUUCUCUCCUUAGCACAUCAAUCCAACCACAACAUUUUACUCCAAAUUGUUUGGAAAUCUCCAAAUUCUUUGUUGAUUUGCACGCUGUCAUCGAAAUCCUUAAUCCUGAUUCGGAUGUUUUGUGGUCCUGCAUCACUGUGCUGCAACAUUGCUCGAAAAAUCUCGAUUGUCGCAAAACAAUUGUCAACGAUUAUCGAUUUGUUCCUUUGUUGGCUUACGUUUUGAAGAAAACUUCAGCUCAGGACAAAGUACAACGCUUAUUGACAAUCAUUCAAGACCUCACUUAUGGCAUCAGUAUUACCUGGGAGGAACCUUAUCUCACGGGUUUGGUGGAAUCACUCGUUCAGAUCAUUUACGCCGAGGAGGAGAACCAAUCUCAGUUGGCUCUAUCAAUUCUCAUCAAUCUCUGCUACAAGAACUUUCCGAUUUUGUUUUUGUUCCUCCGGACUGUGAACAUUUCGAGUUUCAGUCGAAAGAUCACAAAUCAUGGAGUUUUGGCGAACAAAAUGAUGAUAAUCCUUUCGGAGGAUAUCAAUUCACCGGAAGUCAAGGAAUUGCAUGUUUUUGUUCGAGCUACAUUCGGAACAAUUGAUGAAUGCAUUAAAACUUGGAAUGUUCCAUAUUUACGUCAUGUUGUUGAGUUCCUUUUGGAUUCUAAGACCCACAAAGGACUUCAUUUGGCUAUGAGAACGUACGAUAGCUAUUGCGAUGAUAUUGAGCGACUUCUUGAUCAAAUUGAUGGUCGAACGGGUAUGGAUGAUUCUACGGAGGAGUCACGCAAAGCACAACAGAUCUGCAUGUCUUUGUUGUUUCAGUUGAUUAAGUAUGUUCUUGAACUCUCCGAACAUAAGAAUAAGGAUGGAACUGAGAGUAGAAUCAGUUUGGAAUCAAUUAUUAUCAGAAUUUAUGAAUUGUUGGGACAAUGGAUCGAAAGUGAUUUGGCAGGAAUCGAUGCAGUUCGGCUGCUUGAAAUUUUAAUUCGAACAACCAACAAAGAAAGUCUUAUAAUUAAAAUCGCCAAGGACGCCCACUUGAUCUCCCAACUAAUUGCAAUUUCCGAAAAACCCGAAACAGACUGUCAUCAUACAACAGCGAUCCUACAACUUAUACUAACUCUUCUCAGCAAGCAAAAGACAGAGAAAUUAAUUCUCUCAAAAAUCACUGAAUCUUAUUUUGAUAAAAUGUUUGCUCCCCUCUUAACAAUGCGACCAGAAAUGUUCACUUGUUCUUCAUUGGCUGUAGAGAUUCUAGAGAAAUCCAUAAUGUGUUUGCUUCUUCUAAUAAAUUUUGCAGGAAUUGCAAAGAAAGCUUAUUUUGAAAAAGUUUGUAGUCUCAUGCAAAUGCAACAAUUUCAAUAUGCCUUAGCAAAGGCAAUGGUUUCGGGUAGUGAGCUUGUCUGCGAUGCGAUUUUUCAAAUUUCUCAAUUUGAAUAUUUUCCUAAGAAUGAAGUUGCAAAAUUGAUUGCUCAAUUAAAUACUACAACAGUUAGUCCUAAAACACCUUACGAUCAAUGGCCUAAUUUAAAUUCGAUUCUUAAAACUAAUCAAGCAUUGGUUAGCAAGGACUUGGAAGAAAGAUUAAAUGCUUUGAUUGAUCUUAUAUCAACAGCAAACUCAAAUUCACAGAUAAACAAUGUUGCCACAUCGCAAUUGAUUGAGUUGUACAAUCACAAAAUGAACAUUCUUAAAGGAGCCGAAAGUAGUAUGAAUAAAAGGCUGCAAGAUGCAAGUACUGAGAUAACACAUUUAUCACAAACCGUUAGUUUGCAAAAGGCUGAAUUGGAAAAAUAUCACACAAUGAACUUUAAACUACACAUCAAUCAAGAAAGAUUGCAAACACAGUGUAAAGAUCUCACCCAUCAAAAAGAUAAUCUCAAAACCAACAUUACGAAUUUGAUGAAAAAACUAAGUGAACAGACUGAUGCACUGAAAAUCAAUGAGAAACGAUUAGAAGUUAAAGUGUCUGAAAUGAUUGUCCUCCAAAAAGAAUACAACGAACUGAAAUCCGAAUUCGAACAAAAGACUGAAGAGCUCGAACGCCUACAAACCACAUCCAAGGAGCACACUCAUCGCAUUGAAAAACUCAAGAAAACCAUUGGUGCCUAUGAGAAUGACAUCAAAGAGAAAACUCGCAAUUUGGAAGAUAAAGAUCGUGAACUUGCCAAAACACAAAAAGCUCUCGAAGAACAAAAAGAAGCAAAGAAGAAAUCCGAAAGUGUUAUAUCAUUUUUGGAAACUCAACUUCAAGAAAAGAACGAAGCAAUUCGAGGAUAUGAAAAUGAAUUACUCGAAACUGAAGAAAUGCGUAAAACUAUUUUGAGUCUUAUGGAGAGUAAGCGGCCAAAGAGAAAAGCUUAAGUUGAGUAUUUGAAAAAAAAAAACAACCUACAAAUAAUUUAAAUAAAUUAUAACAAAAAACAGGCAUAUUUUUUUUUUGAGUUAGUUUAAGUCUUAAAUUUAUUUUUUAAUUUUAUUUUGCUUAUAAACUAAAAUAACGGUUUUUUUUAUCGGUUGAACAAUAU